This is a messenger RNA of Scheffersomyces amazonensis, 1185 nucleotides long. RefSeq lists its product as uncharacterized. Lineage: Eukaryota; Fungi; Ascomycota; Pichiomycetes; Serinales; Debaryomycetaceae. Bases 1 to 1185 code for a protein of 394 amino acids. The transcript has a single exon. The record is from RefSeq and is a predicted model, not a curated record. Gene Ontology annotation, molecular function: oxidoreductase activity, acting on NAD(P)H.
AUGUCAACUAUCACUACUAGAACUAGAAGUAGAUUACGUAGAUUGCAGAAAUUACAUUUAGCUGCUGCUGUUAAACAGGAAGAACUGUAUAUUUCAAGCUUCACAAUUGAAAAUGACGAAUUUGUGGAGGAAGAUGAUAUAAUAAAACAGAUAACAUUUGAUAAAUGUUCACAAUCAGUAUUGCUGAUAACCAAUUUUGAUGAACCAUUACAAAUUCAACAUCAAUAUCCAAUUCCUAAAUUAGGCGAACAUGAUAUUUUGAUAGAGAACAAAGCUGUUGGUCUUAAUCCUAUAGAUUGGAAAGGUAAGAAGUACCAAUUUGGCAUUUAUCAUUUUCCAUGGAUAAAUGGUAGAGAAAGUAGUGGAAUAGUGGUUAAGACUGGUUCUAAUGUUAAAUCUCAUGAAUUUUCUCCUGGUGAUAAAGUCAUAGUGAGUAGUACCAGUUAUCGUGACAAUCGUACAAGUACUUUCCAACAAUAUACAGCUAUAGACUCAAGAUUGGUAUGGAAAUUACCACCUAAGUUUUCUUUUGAAGAUGGAGCAACUAUUGGGGUAGGAUUAGUUACAGCAGGUAUCAUCUUUUACAAUAGUUUUCAAUUUGAAUUAACUGAGCAUCCAGCUAAAGAAUUUACUAAGAAUGAGUCAAUUAUUAUAUGGGGUGGUGCAACUGUUGUUGGACUCUAUGCUACACAAUUGGCUAAACUUCACGGGUUGAAAGUUAUCUCAAUUGCAAGCUUAGAUCAUGAAAUUUACCUUAAAGAAUUGGGAGCAGAUAUAGUAAUCAAUAGACAUUUAUCAUCACAAGAAAUUAAAUCCCUAGCCCUUGCAUUUAGCACAAAUAUCAAAUAUGGUAUUGAUUGUGUUUCUAAGGAUACAUCAACCAUAGUAUUAGACAUUUUAUCUAAUUCAACUUCAAUUAAACCAUUAUUUUCUGGGAUUGUAGGGCUUCCAAAGCAAGACAUUCCUGAGUCUGUCGAAAUCAGACAAGUUGUUAUCAAAGAAUUCCAUGAAAAUAUUGAUUACGGAAAACAAUUUGUAAAUAUUACUACGCAUUUCUUUAACAAUCAUCAAAUCAAACCAGUCAGAUAUAGACAUUAUCAAGGUGGUUUACAUAUAAUUCAUGAUGCGCUCAAUGAUUUAGAGGUUCUUGGUGCUAAAGGUGAAAAAUAUGUUGUCUCCAUUUAA